Homo sapiens (human) is the source of this 771-nucleotide messenger RNA. RefSeq names its product magnesium dependent phosphatase 1 (gene MDP1). Bases 112 to 525 code for a protein of 137 amino acids. The record is from RefSeq and is marked validated. Gene Ontology annotation, molecular function: phosphatase activity; protein tyrosine phosphatase activity. NCBI's taxonomy places the organism in Eukaryota, Metazoa, Chordata, Mammalia, Primates, Hominidae. The transcript is spliced from 6 exons.
GCCAUUUGUCUAUGGCAGGCAGGGUGGCUGCCUUAGCUGCCGGAGGUUCCGCACUCUCUAAGGCCCCGGGUGAAGCCCCACCUCUGCUGCGCGCAGCCUGCGGUGCGGGUCAUGGCGCGGCUACCGAAGCUGGCAGUCUUUGAUUUGGAUUACACUCUCUGGCCUUUCUGGGUCGACACGCACGUAGACCCUCCGUUCCAUAAGAGCAGUGAUGGAACUGUACGAGAUAGGCGGGGCCAAGACGUCCGACUGUACCCAGAGGUGCCUGAGGUCCUAAAACGAUUGCAGAGCCUUGGGGUGCCCGGUGCGGCUGCUUCAAGGACAAGUGAGAUAGAAGGGGCCAACCAGCUACUGGAGCUCUUUGACCUCUUCAGGUACUUUGUUCAUCGGGAAAUCUAUCCAGGCAGCAAGAUCACACACUUUGAGAGGUUGCAGCAGAAGACUGGAAUUCCUUUCUCCCAGAUGAUCUUCUUUGAUGAUGAGAGGCGGAAUAUUGUAGACGUCAGCAAACUGGGUACUGAGUGAUGAGGAACAGCCAUUUGGGGUCCCUAGGAGGGAUUAGGUGUUACCUGCAUUCACAUCCAGAAUGGAAUGAAUCUUCAAACUCUAAGUCAAGGGUUAGAGACAUUUGCGAAGGCCCAAACUGGGCCUUUGAGGUCCAGCCUUGAGGAGAGCCCAUUUGAGGCCUAAACUGAAAGGAAAUCAAGAAGGCAUUUUCAGGUGCAUUUGUAAUUUAUUAAAGUUCAUCUGUGUGUGACAGAAGAGAUUUUA